Amborella trichopoda is the source of this 1087-nucleotide messenger RNA. RefSeq names its product ribulose bisphosphate carboxylase small subunit, chloroplastic 5. The record is from RefSeq and is a predicted model, not a curated record. NCBI's taxonomy places the organism in Eukaryota, Viridiplantae, Streptophyta, Magnoliopsida, Amborellales, Amborellaceae.
AAUAAACCCCAGUUCUCCAGACUUUCAAUUCCAGCCCUUGGAUCAAGGCCCCAAUUCAUUAUAGCGGAAAUGAGCUUAUAUAUACCAUGGUUACACAGGCAAAAGUCUCUAAGCUUUCCUGUCUUAGAAGAAGAAGAAGAAGAAGAAGAAGAGCAGAAUCAGAAAGAAAGAAGAAAGGGAGCAAUGGCUUCCACUGUGAUGGUUUCCUCCGCCGCAGUGGCCUCGUCUGCGGCCAUUACCAGGACUGCUCCAUCUCAAUAUUUUGCCCCUUUCAGUGGCCUCAAGUCCACUGCUGCUUUCCCCGUCACCAAGAAGCCCACAACCGACUUCUCCUCUCUCCCCUCAAAUGGCGGUCGCGUUCAAUGCAUGAAGGUGUGGGAGCCAUACAACAACCAGAGGUUCGAGACCCUGUCUUACCUUCCCCCUCUCAACAAAAAGGCGUUGGCCAAGGAGGUCGACUACCUCAUCCGCAAUGGAUGGAUUCCUUGUCUAGAGUUCGACGUGAAAGGAUGGGUGUCCCGCGAUAACAACAGGUCGCCAGGAUACUACGACGGCAGGUACUGGACAAUGUGGAAGCUGCCCAUGUUUGGGUGCACCGACUCUUCCCAAGUCAUGGCUGAGUUAGAGGAGGCUACGAAGUCCUACCCCGAUUGUUACCAUAGGAUCAUUGGCUUUGACAACAAGAGACAAGUCCAGUGCAUCAGUUUCCUUGCCUACAAGCCACCCCCACCCCCUUCCUAAGCAAAUGGAGCAAACCCGUUCUCUUCUUCAGUGAGAGAGAGAGGACAAUUUUCUUCUUCUUCAUCUUAUUAUGUCAAGUAUCUUCUCUUUCCAUUGCUUCGGUUUUGGUUAAGAACUUGGUUGUUGGUUAGACUCUGCUUUCUUUCUUGCUUUCCUUUCUAUGCUACUCUCCAUUUGAACUGGAUGAGGAGGGAUAAGUUUGUUACUUGUUCUGUGCCGGGAAUGAACGGCUAAGCUUCGGCUUUGCAUUCGCAUUUAAUAUAUGUUGUUCAUUGUUGAAUACUGCGGCUUCUCGUUCCCAAGCCAAUUUCCAUUUUUAAUAGGAAGCUCGGCAAUGUCUUUCGCU